Molecule: messenger RNA, 1871 nt
Organism: Plectropomus leopardus (leopard coralgrouper)
Lineage: Eukaryota; Metazoa; Chordata; Actinopteri; Perciformes; Serranidae
Gene: chic1
Product: cysteine-rich hydrophobic domain 1
Source: RefSeq, a predicted model, not a curated record
AUGAGCGUCUUACUACCCAACAUGGCGGACUUUGAUACCAUUUAUGAGUUGGAAGACGAAGAGGAUGAGCACGUAGUGAGUGAGGAACACUUGCCCAGAUACUGUCCGGAGCCCGUGGUGAUGCGAGGGGCCGGACACAUCACAGUGUUUGGACUGAGCAACAGAUUUGACACAGAGUUUCCCUCUAUUCUCACGGGAAAGGUAGCACCAGAGGAAUUCAAAACCAGCAUCAGCAGGGUGAACGCCUGCUUGAAGAAGAACUUGCCUGUGAAUGUGAAGUGGCUUCUCUGCGGCUGCCUGUGCUGCUGCUGUACAGUAGGCUGCAGUCUGUGGCCUGUUAUCUGCCUCAACAAGAGAACAAGACGGUCUAUUCAUAAGUUGUUAGAGUGGGAAAAUAACCGAUUAUACCACAAGCUGGGGCUGCACUGGAAACUCAGUAAAAGAAAAUGUGAAAGCAGUAAUAUGAUGGAAUAUGUGAUUCUUAUAGAAUUCUUACCCAAAUAUCCUAUAUUCCGACCGGACUGAGGAAGCUGUUAACUGACUGGACGUGUGGCCCUUGAAUCUUAUCCUUAGUGCCUUGUAUAUACAGUAUGUUGGAAUAAGGGUCUGCGCCGUUGUCUUUCGUGACGACCCUGUACAUCUCCCAGUACCUUGUACAUUAGAAUUUGCAACACUGUCACUUUGCUUUAGAGCAGAUUUUGCACAUUUUCCCCGACAGAACUAGACAUGUCCCCUCUGUUGCACUCGGAUGUGUUUUUUUGUUAUAUGUGACAAACUCUCGAAAAGUGCAUUUACCCCAAAGAACGGUCAACUUAUCCCAUCUAUUAUAUCAGUAAUCCCUUGCAAAGAAUGUGAUGCCUCCACCUUCCUUAACUAUCCUUGCCUUAUGUAUUAUUAAAAAAAAAAAAAAACUACAUGUGAGAGGAGGAGGACGGCACCGGGUAAUUCAACAAGUCUGUCGAUUUAAAUGCUGUUUGUUGGGUUUCCUCUCCUCUAAUCCAGUUCUUUGCAAGUAGAUGGGAUGGUUGAAAUUGCCUAACGUACAGUGUACGUCACCACCCUGUGUUAUUUCUUUACAUUUGACCCUCUGUACUUGGGAACUAGCUAGUAAAAGAACUUGACCUGUAAAUACCAUGUUAGGAUAAGCUGUACAGUGGUAUACCAUUGUUUACAUACUUAGCUCUUUAGUUUUUUUGCCAAUAUAUUGCUGUACCAUAGUUUUGAUUAAUGAAAGAUGUCUAUGUACCUUUCUAGUUUGUAUGGACCUGUUUACCUUGUAAGCCAUAUAGUUACAUGAUGCCAGAGUUAGGACUGAUUAUUGCACUUGAGCCCAGUAGGAAGUCAGGAUUUUAAUCGAUCCUGAAGAUUCAUCCGCAGACAACAGUGCACGUUGUGGUUUUUGCCAAUAAAGAUGACAUUCAACGAGUCAUCAUCCAUUAAAACUGGAGAUGGUUGCAUCGCUGAUGUGCAGUCGGAAGUUAACGAUUCGAACUCUGCUCUUCCACUCAUCUAUUUUUUAUCAUUUGAUCCCAACUUUGCAUUAAUUUUUAUAGUUUUGUACUUUCCCCUGUGCAGUGUUUGCUCCUCCACACACACGUCUAUAUCGAGCAGAUGGUUCCUUUGUUUCAGUCGUUCUGUCCAGUGUUAUUUUCCUGAAUCUUAGUCAAGAGAUUGCUGCGUUGCGUCGUAUUAGAGUGCCUCUGGAGUAGUCGGUGAACCACAGAGAAGUACAGAUUGAAAUCUGUUCUCUUAUUCAAAGGAGAUUUAAAAUCCUCCUCCCAGUAUUGUCCCUGUUACAAUUCUUGUAAAUGUUCGUCAUGGUGACCUAAUCCCUACGGAGAGAGAAAAUAAAUGGGUGAUUUUGAAUUUUC